AUGGGGGACGCCUCAAUAGGUAGUCGACCCAGUUCCAGCGCUGUUAAGAACAAGGAUGCUGACAAGAAACGAGCAGCUCUGUGGAAGAAGCAAGUCAAGUGUUUUAAGCUCAAAGAUGUCGGCAAGAAGGUGGACGCAGUGCGUUUCUGCGCUCAAGAUGAACGAUUCUUUCGUGAGCAGACGGACGUGCUACCGUUGCUUAUGGGGUUCCUCUCCAGGACUAAAACCCCGGAACUUGUCAUAGAAACGCUGACUGUGAUGCACACACUGCUGUCAUCUCCAACUACUGAGACCGCUGAUCCUGAUUCUGAGGUUAUUCAUCCUGACAUCAACGCGGAAUUUAUGCUUGAGCGUAGUAUUAGCGCCGAGUCGGUGUGGAAAGCUGGCGAGCCGUUUAUCAAUCUCUUCAAUAUGAACGCCUUGGCCUCGGAAAUUCGUAUCAAAGCAAUCGAAGUGUACGACCUCCUUCUACGAGCCAGCGUCGCGUUGUCUGCAUUGGCAGGCGAAGCCACUCCAACGCUACUCGAGUUCCAAUCUGUUGGGUCUCCUUGCUCGGCGUUACUCGGUUGCUUGGGGAUAGAUAACGGCGAUUUACAGUUCACGGCGUUGUCAUGUCUGCGCUCGCUGUUAAGGAACCCUCCAAACGAGGAGUUUCUGGUGAAAUUUGAGGCUGACAAGGGUAUUUCCCACUGCUUGGAGUUUGUCGUGCACACAGAGCGACGCUAUCAUGGUCCUGCACUCGACAUCCUCGAAAGUUUCUCCAAAAUCGAUUGUGCACGAGACCUCUUGAAAAAGAAUAAUACGGCUUGUGUUCUGCGCAACGCCAUCCAAGAAGCUCAAGAAGUGGUCCACAAGACGUCGACUAUUGUGCUUGUUAGUGGGAUGGAUGCUAGUCCAUUGUCAGCUAAAGACGCCCCACUAUUGUGUUCCAGUAUUGGGGUUAUGUGUCAAGUUUUCGUACGAGUGACACUCGCGAACGAUCAACUUACCAGUAACCCACUCGAGGAAGACUACAUUUUAUUCACGGACGUAAUCGAUGCGAUGGUCAGUAUUCUCCGAUAUGACAUCACAACUGCUUUGGCGCCCCCAGCUGUCCCUACCGAGACCCCGCGAACGACGGGUGCUGCGGCUGCGGCCGCUAAUGCAGCACUGGCUAAUUCUGCUGCUUUGGCAGCGCUCCUACCGUUUAGUAUCGACCGCUGCGUUGCAGUGAUCUCGAGUCUCGGUCGAAUAAUCGAGUACAGCGAGCGAUGCAAAGCACAUGCAAAAACACAAGGUCUUCUGCCGGUGCUGCUCGAUUGCUUCAAAGUUAAAGAGGCUCAUGAUCUUCAUCAAGUGGCUGAUAAGCUCCUGCACCUGUGUAUCCACACUACUGAUAUGCAUGUUUCGAUGAAUGGUAAUUUACAACACGAGAACAGUAUAAACGGCGAGUCUCACCAAUCCAACCAAUCGAUAGCACCUGCACGAAUCGAUCCUCAAGUUCUCUGCGCAGUUUCGACUGAUGAUGUGGAAUUAAGUGGAGCUGAUAUUGUUGAUCCAGCGGGUGUUGUCAAUGGAGGGAAAUUACCUCUUGUAGCGGUGGACAUAGUGUUAUCUCUACUGGAAACAAGCUAUGAAUCAGCAAACUCAACGUUAAUAUUUCGUCAAGUUCGAUGGAUUGCAGGUCUAGUAGGUUUGCCGGGAAAUGCCAACGCAUUGGGAGAACGAGCUGUAUCGCUCUUUCUUCAGAUUUUGAUCACAACAUCUCCCAACGAUAAAUUGCUCUUUGCAUUCCUGGCUAAAUGCAUUCACGCAAUUGUUCUCCAGAAUUCGGCAGCUUUAGAGCAAUCCUCGGAGACUAAAGGGGCUGAUGACACCAGAGCAGACAGCGAUACAUUUUUCACUGAAGGGAAACAUGAUCAAAUCGACGAGACCAAGAGAGUAACCGAGAUUGAAAACCUCUGCAAGUUAGAAUGGUCCGACGAGUAUGACGAGGUGGCCUUUACGCCAAAUCCCUUGACAGAGGCUCUGCACAGUAUUGACGUAUACCUUGUCGUCGCUGAAGCUCUCGCUGCAUUGGCCAGUGCUUAUCGUAAGUGGAAUUCAAGCGGGUCGACGGCAACAGAUUUUAGUGAACUCAUGGCUGCCAAAUCAGGGUCGGACUCUGUUUCUGGAAAACCUGGGAUCCCCGCAACAGGAGGGAGUAAGAAAAAAUUGCCAGCGGAUCAAACAAAACCGGCAGCAGUGGGUGAAGCAGUGAUGCUCAGUCUAUUAGAAAAAGGUUUGCAAGUACCGAAGCUUAUCUCACAGUACACUGCAGUCAAUCCAGCCGUGUGCGUAUCGUUACUAGGACUACUGGAUAGUUUACUGAUGGUUCCAAGCGGAAUGAAGAUGUUGCUACAACUGGCAAAAAGUGAAUUACAGUCACCAACGGAAGAUCAAAAGGAGACUUCUCCAGACGCUAUUACGGGGAGUGAAUGGCCUUCAUUAUCACCCGAUACCUCAUUUAUCGAGAUUGAAGCAGCUGUACGAUCGAUCGCUGUGAUGACGAAUGACUUGGAGCCUUCAGACAAGGAAGUUCCAGCCGUAAUUCCUGAACCUGUUGAAGCACCGAAAAGCCCAAUUAAAAGUGGAGUCACUGCUGCUCCUACACCUUCCGCACCGUCAAUUCCUGAACUGGUGAUACUGGAAAGAGACCGCUUUAUCAACGCUGCCGUUGGCUGUGGGGCGCUCGUAGUAUUGCUGGCUUUUAUGGACAUUGCUCGCAUCUCAAGGGAAGCAGGUGAUUUCUUAAACCGAGCGAAUAAUGUGAAGACACAAAUUAGCGAGAUGGUGCGAAACUUUAUCACACUGGCCCAAGUGAAGCAGGAUCAUGUUGUGACGAAAUAUCGAGAGAAAUUGGAGCUCGAACAGAAGCCAAUUGGUGAUACAACGCCGAUAGAACAUGCUGCAGACUUGGACUUACCUUACAAGGAGCGAUGGGCUAAACUACUUGACCACAAGUUCAGCGUACCACGUUUUGGGUAUGUGCAUUACUCGGUGUUACUAUUGGCAUCGGAACUUGCUCUAUCAAACAUAGUCUCGACUCUAUUAAGUGCUGGAGCCUCGCCCGAAACCGCGUCACCCGAGGGACUGACACCUUUGAUGAUUGCGUUCCUAGUUGGGAAUGAAGAGAUGGUUAUUGAUCUACUUGAUGCUCGAGCCAAUGUUGACGCUAUCACUACCGAUGGACAAGACCUCACAGAUCUCUACAGUUCCUGGACAUGUGCUUGGAUGCUGGUGUGGAUGCGAACGUAUCGAACGCUCAAGGAGACUUUCUUCUGCAUGCUUUGCUGUCGAAAUCUAUUUGUCAUCCAACCUCAGUCGAUCGUACUUAAGCUUGCAAAUCCCAAACAAAUUCUAUCGACAAUCUCGUUUCGUGGCAAUUUCUUGCCGUGGCAUUUUGCCUGUGGAGCGUACGUGCAGCUAUCCUCGGUCUUGUGUCUUGAUGAUGAUAUGCAAAAGUGUGACAACAACCAAGUACAAGAAGAGAAUGUCAAGAGCGGGAGCGAAAGCCAAGCCAAUGCUGGUGAUGACGGUGACGCACCUUCGUGUGCUUUGCUACGUGAAGAACAACACAAUCUGGACCUUUUCGAGCGCCUUCGUAAUUUAAAUCGCGGAAAACGAGCAAGUCAUGAAGCACUCACUCGGCGGCUGGAGUCGGAGUUGGAAAAGAGUGAUGCUGUCCUCCGUUUAUUCUUCGAUCUACUUCAAAAGCCACAUGAAUCGAAUGAUAUGCAGGAAUCACAGUCGACGCAUUUGGAGAUUUUCCAGCAGCUACGCCAUCCUCACGAAUGCUAUCGUCAGUAUAUGACGCGGUCUCAAUGGAAACGCAAAGGUAAGAUACCUCGAGUUGCUAGCAAGUCUGCACUCGAAGAAGUAGUUUCGAUCUUUAGACUAUUCAUAGAGGUAGGAUCAUUAUUUUUUUUUUUUCAAAAGGUCUCCAAAAUGAUGAAGCUGUCGUCAGAAGAACGCAGUGAAGAUGUGGAUUGCGUCGCUGGGAAUGGACCUUCAGCUGUACCUCAGUUGAAUUUCAACUCACUUCAUGAAGGUAACUCAAACAAGGCCGAAUCGUUCCAGUCCCGUUCGAGUUUAUUACCGCCUGUGCAUGCCAAUACUGCCCGUGAAAUGCGAGAUGAAAACAACAAAACAGGUUCAGGAAGCCAAACUGCACGAAUUCGCUUCGCACCCUCUCCCCGGUCAAAGUCCAAGCAGCAUCAAUCACGUCAGCGUCCUAAUCGAUCUCGUAUUGUCGAUUCUACCUCAAACUUUUGCGAGUCGCCAACAGAUUUACGUCAUAAGCAGUUGCGUACAGCUCAUUGUUUCAAGGCGCUUGAGAACUGGCAGCAGUCGAUGGAACCUGGUGCCCUGAAAAACCUUCUUGUCGAAAUUCAAGAAGUUCUUCACAUUACGAUUUAUCACCAGCUAGAACAAGAUUCUAACGUGGAAUCCGAAGUCUCUACUUCGUCCGCUCCUGCGAAGAACGGGGUGACUGAGUAUUUCUCACGUGUAGCGGAUGUGCAGGAAAAGGUGAAGUUGCAACAACAAGAACGCAGGCGUCUGGCCACGCAGCUUGCUAUGGAGAAAUCCUUGGAACGAGACUUAUCGACCCAGCUACAGAAACUCGAGGGUGAACUCACACAGCUUCACUUACGACAUGCCUAUAACCGCGCAGAAAUUGAGGGCGAGCGCCGUGCUGUGCAUCUUCUGGAACAAGAUUACGCUUCACUUAUUGACCAAGAACAAGAAUUGAAACGUGACUGUGAAGUGCUAGAACUGCAGCUAGAUACGCAACAGGCACAACUCCGAGAGAUCCGCAGUCAGCAGCUCUAUUUGGAUUUCGUGUCCAGCGCUCCUUUAAAGCGACACAUGGAGGAGAAGAAAUGGCAGGAACAACAUGUUUCAGUAGCUCUACAAGUUCAAAACGCCGAAGUUGAGAACCGGCAGCUGGAAGACGAGAUAAAAAAGCUCGAAGAAGAGACUUCUAACUUGAAGGCUCAAUAUGCACGUGAUGUGCAGACAAAGCAACAGUCGGAGGCUUCAUUGAGGGAUAUUCGAGCUAACUACGAACAAUUUCAGGAAGCUUUUGAGCGAACCCGAACAUGUUACACACCGAGACCUGACUGGGAUCGUAUCGUGGAUGAAACACCGGAGUUGUCUGUGCAGAAGUACCAGUGGGGGAUGGAAAGCUCAAGUAAUGACGCUGAAUCGAUGAACAGUGACACAGAUAAAGACAAAGCUGGAGUGCUUGAGCGUCUGGAUAGCACGUACAAUAUCGCAAAUAGGGAUGACGUUCAGCACUCAGACGGGGGACGAACGAAGACACUGGUGAAGGAAAUGUUGCAUUGGAUUGAGCGUCUGCAAAAGCACUGCGGCGUAAACCUUCACUUGAGUCGGCACGAGUUGAGCUCAAUAUCUUACAUCAUCAGCUUGAUCGUGCCGUUCGGAAGAGCUCAAUGCUUCCAAGUAUACUCCCUAACGAAUCUGGUGUGA
Molecule: messenger RNA, 5511 nt
Organism: Phytophthora nicotianae INRA-310
Lineage: Eukaryota; Oomycota; Peronosporomycetes; Peronosporales; Peronosporaceae
Exons: 12
Coding region: 1-5511 (1836 amino acids)
Cellular component (GO): cytoplasm
Molecular function (GO): protein binding
Source: RefSeq, a predicted model, not a curated record